AUGUCGAACGCGACACCGGCCGCCGUCUCCCGCUAUCGCCCUGCUGUACUCGUGCUCAUAGGCGCAGCGGCCUCCUAUACCGCAUACCUAGUAUACAGCAACUAUCAGGCUGCAUCCAGCGAUGGACUGCAUCGCACCAAUGCAGUUCGGCGGUCCAACCUGCAAAGGCGGCCGUCUCGAACAACACGCAUAAUCUCACGCCUCGAACGCAACGUACACGCCCUGGGCGAAUACAACAUCCUCGGCCUGGUGGUCCCACUCGACCCUCAAAACCUUAUAUCUCCAGAUGAACUUCGAGAAUUGCUCGUCCCUUUGGCCCCAGAUGCUGGUGAAGACAUUAUUGAAGUAGAGACGGCACGAAUGUACGACGUAUUCUUGGAUCGGCUUCUAGAUUCGGCUUUCUCGACACGACCACUUGCCCCUGCAGAGAUCGAAGCGAUUAGUCUAUGGAUCGGCGACAGGUUACCGAAUUCUGCUACGGUUUCUCGAGCUAUAGAGAGGCGUACACAGCGUUUGAACGAUGCAAGGCCUGUUGACGUAGACGGUGCUGAGAGCAUAGCGGCGACGGAUAUGUCAUGGAACAGUGACGAGGACACAGACGGUGAAGGUAUCGAUCCUGACGGACAGACACUCCAGCGUACCCUGUACCACAUUGCGGAGGAUCGUGCAAGGCAAGAGGGCGUCAUUCACCGAGGCAUCACAUGCAACGCUUGCGACGAGAAGCCCAUACGCGGUACCAGAUGGCAUUGCGCCAACUGCGUCGACUUCGACCUUUGCUCCAACUGCGAAGCCACCAAUUCUCAUACCAGAACGCAUGUCUUUUACAAAAUACGAGUACCUGCUCCUUACCUAUCGCUAGCGAAACAGGAACCGCUCUACCCAGGAAAGCCUCACAUGAUGCAUCAUUCGGUCAACUCGUCGCUGAAGAGACGUCUAGGCUCUGAGACGAAUAUGGAGGUCGAGGAAAUCGAGGCGCUGUGGGAUCAAUUCACUUGCCUCGCAAGUACAGAAUGGACCAGCGACCCCAACAAGAUUGGAUGGGCGCUCGACCGACGCGCGUUCAACUAUGCUUUUGUGCCUCGAUACAACGGCUUCGUUUCUGCACCGAAUCUCAUCUACGACCGCGUAUUCGCGUACUAUGAUAGUGAUAAUAACGGGCUCAUCGGCUUUGAGGAAUGGAUCAAAGGCAUUGACGGCAUGCACACAAGUGAUCUGAAGGUCAAAGCCAAGAUUGUCUUCAACGGUUACGACAUCGACGGCGAUGGUUACAUCUCGCGCAGAGACGUGCUGCGUGUGUUCCGAGCCUAUUAUGCAAUUGAGAAGGAAGCCACACGUAACUUCGUCGCUGAAUUGACAGAAGAGCUCUCAGUUCGUAACAGCAUGGAUACUAUACGGUCCGGUCAGCCCCUGGGCUCGGCUUUCCCUCCCAACAGCCUCCCAACUCCAAACAGCCUGCACUCCAGCCUUGAACAGAAGCAUAAUGCGACUUUUGACGACGCUUCUCCCGUCGUUCUCGAUACCGAUUUCGAAGUUGCCACUCGCAACAACAUUAUCAAGGCUCCUGAGAUAAGCCAGCUGCUUGAGGGAUCAUAUGAAAAAGAUUCUAACGAGCGUCUGGACAAGACAGCAUGGGCUAGGAGAGAGUUUACUUUAGAUGAGGAAGAGGGCCUGACAAAGCCCGAUGGUGCUAAAGACCAAGAUGAAGAAGAGGAGCUAAGAACUGGACAUGCAAGCCCCUCAAGCCCAGAAGCUGAGCCUGCGCAAACACCGUUCCGACGGUCAUCGAGAGUACAUUUUCAGGAUGAAGUUAACCAUAAGGACUGGUCCCUCAAGUCAAGCCCGAAGGAACCAGUUAGCGAACAAUGGGGCGGCUACGAAAUCCCAGAGCUCGAAAGGGACAUGGGAAAGGAAGUUCUGUACCAGAUCACUCAGCAGGCUUUCAAUGAGUUACUUGACCCACUGUUUCGGGCUAGAGAAGACAUGGCAAUGGACGCUCGCAAUUUGCGCAGCGAGCGACGCAAACACGCCAAGACGAUUGACACGCUACUCGAGAAAGAGAGAGGCUGGGGAUCGUACAAUUCAGCAAUCCUCCAUACUGGCAUAUUUCGAUUCGUUAAGGGCGUCGUCGAUGUGUAUUGUCAGAGCAUGAACAAGCCAGGCGUCCUUGACGCUAUCAAGCGACACGAGUACAAAGACGAUCCGGAGUGGUACGCCAACACGAUCCGCAACGUUGUUGUAGAAGCCGAAGAACUAGUCCUGGAAACUGUCAAGCCUCGCAAGGAAUACCACCCUCUCGAUGGUGUUGCCGAGUGGAAUGCCGAACUCUUCAGGGAGCAGCUACAUCAGGAGAUCGAAAAGGCUACCCUUCGACUUCUUGCUCCUUAUGGACCAAGUCCCGGAGAAGACUUACCUCGAGUGGUUGCUCGUGAUCCCACAAUGCCACAGUUUCGACCCAAUUCCACAGCCGAUAUCGACGCGAACGCAUUGGCAGAUGCUGUUGAGGAACCUCAAGAACACGCUAGUACUCCCGAUGUUGAGCAAGAUCUUGAGAAGUUCGCAGACGAGGACGGACGAAUUCGCAUUGGGCCGCAAGGUCCGUUUUUCGUUUCUGCCCGGCACUCCUCAGACGAAGACCCAAGUCACGAGGAGGAACAAGUCCACGAUCUUAUAACGCCCAUCACGACACCGCCACUGGAUAUCGAACUCCACAGUAGCGAAGACCGUAUCAUCAUCAACAACAACGACCCUUCAACUACAACAAACGGUAUGCCAAUAACUCCUACAACAAGCCACAAUGCCCCUGAAGAAGAGGCUUCGUCUUCGUCUCCGUCGCACGGAGCUGUCAAAAUUCCACACGUCACCAACACGCCCUGGCUGCAAAUCCUUUGUCUCAACACCUCCUCCUCAGGCGUCCAAACUAUGUCGUAUACGCGCCACCACGUUGCGCACCUUCAGAACCCGUAUGCAAUUGCGCCCGAGCCGGACCAAACAGCUGCUCUGACCGCGAAUGUUCGUCGCAACGCGAAGAAUCCCGAGUCGCCGCUGUACACCACUUUACUUGCGAGUUGCGAGGCCGUGGACCAGGAGAGCAGGGAAAGGAAGGGUAAUGGGUUGCUGAGUUUCGGAGAGUUUGAAGAGCAUUUGAAGGAUGGGAAGUUGAGGUUUCUGGAGAGCUGGAUGGACUGGGUUAGUGUGUGA
Molecule: messenger RNA, 3198 nt
Organism: Ascochyta rabiei
Lineage: Eukaryota; Fungi; Ascomycota; Dothideomycetes; Pleosporales; Didymellaceae
Exons: 1
Coding region: 1-3198 (1065 amino acids)
Biological process (GO): endosome organization; aggrephagy; mitophagy
Cellular component (GO): amphisome; aggresome
Molecular function (GO): protein kinase C binding; zinc ion binding; K63-linked polyubiquitin modification-dependent protein binding
Source: RefSeq, a predicted model, not a curated record